AGAGUCACACUGUAAAUAUCGAAUUGAUAGCUGCAAUCUACGUGGCUGCAUAAUUGUAACGGACUACGGUGUCCUCGUGAUAUUGCAUGCAUAUAAAAGGAGCAGCGCAUCGAAAAAAACAUCAAAAUGCUUUGGUUGCUCUACAUUGCAGCUGUGCUCAUCUCCGCAUCGUCUGCGUCGGAGGAAGGUGAAAACACGCAAUGCCCGAACAAUAUAGGAAUGACCGAUACAUUGAGGGAGCUCUUUCUGAAUUCCCACAACUCCAAAAGAACUCAGCUCGCACAAGGUCUAGUUCGUGAGAAAAAUGGAAAUCUGCUUCCGCAGGCUACGAAUAUGAUUAGACUGGACCUGGACUGCGAGCUGGAGGCCGGCGCGAUCGCUUAUGCUAAAACUUGCCCUCAUGCCGCCUCGGAUCCAAGCACAAGGAACGAAACAGGCGAACUCUACCAUCGUGUUUCUGUAAGCAGCACGGUCCCUACGCAGGAAGAUGGAAUCAAAAAUGCUGUCACCAACUGGUGGAAAGUUGUUAGUUUUUAUCCUGGCAUUGGAAUGAAAGCGAUGUUCCGAAAGGCUCAUGUCAAGACACCAAUUGAAUCAUUUACACAGGUGGGAUGGGCGAGGACAAAAAGUUUGGGUUGCUCCAUAGUAACUUGCGAGUCAGACUAUGUGGUUAUCUGCCGUUACUAUCCAAAGGGAAACAUUGUUGGGGAGAAUGUUUAUAUCCCUGGAGAUACUUGCACACAGUUUUUUUCGAAGCACAUGCAGUAA
Messenger RNA from Cylicocyclus nassatus, 768 nucleotides. The record is from the annotation of a GenBank genome assembly. Lineage: Eukaryota; Metazoa; Nematoda; Chromadorea; Rhabditida; Strongylidae.